Molecule: messenger RNA, 2573 nt
Organism: Aphanomyces invadans
Lineage: Eukaryota; Oomycota; Saprolegniomycetes; Saprolegniales; Verrucalvaceae
Exons: 1
Coding region: 594-1196 (200 amino acids)
Molecular function (GO): protein binding
Source: RefSeq, a predicted model, not a curated record
CCUUGGUCCAGAGAAGUGCGCGUGUCCCCCGGCCGCCUCCCGUCCCUUCUCUGCUCCUUCCUUAUCUCGCGGCGCAGGAUUGAUAGCACGCGACAUAGUCCCAGUCCUGCACACUAGCCGCUUCCUCCGUCCCGUCGCUCCAAGCGUAACUCAUUUUUAGCACCUGCCAGGUCAACUUUGCUCAAUUUCAAGACAAUGACGACCCGAGUUGCUACCACGAUCGAGAACUUCCAUGCGGAACCGAAUUUUUUCCGAACUGUGCCGCUCGUCGAACCCUCCAAGGACUACCACCAACGUUGGGCUGGCAAUUCGAUGAUGCACUAAAUUAUUUGAGUGCUGGGCUGGACGAGGCGCCCCAGUAUGAUAAAAAUGCCUCGAAUUGGAAGACACGGAAUCGGGAAGAGGAACAAGAAGACACUGCGAACGUCGACGACUUGAGUGCGUUGUUCUCGAUUAUUGAACAAGAACAAACGACCAACGACGCGUGUGUGGUGAACGAAGUGAGUGAAUGGUUUAAGAAUUGUGAAGACUUUGAAGUGAUCGAUGCGGACGACGACGACGACGACGCGGUUGUGGUUGAUGGCAUCACGGAGAUGUUUGACAUGUUGGAAGGCAGUGACGACUUUGUCCUGGAACAAGAGAUUGAAGCCUCAGCGGAUGCCGCUGGACUUGUUGAUGAAAUUGCGGACCUCUUUGACUCGUUGAAUGAAGCCGCCGCGACAGCGGAUGUUCAAGCUGUGGACGAAGUUGCGUUGAUGUUCGAUUCUUUUGUUCAAGAUGCGAAGGAUGCCGAGGAUGCCGCUGCCGUCGACAUGCUGUCAAGUGUGUUUGAGAAAGCAGUGUCUGCUGUGAAGGCUGCGUCCGUCCUCGACUGUCGGGUCCAGAAGCCUCCUAUUGGGUUGACGAUUGACAGUCGCAUUCCACAACUGAGUCGAUUGCCCACAUAUACAAGUUAUCGCCCCCCUUUGGUCGGGAGCUUUGUGUGCGGGCCACCCAUCGCCGUGAAGCACCUCUCACGCGAGGACCGAGUGGGUCGAUGGAAAGAGAAGAAGCGGAAUCGCGGUGCGACCUCCAAAGUCGUGUUUGAAUCGAGACAGCAAGUUGCAGCCAAACGAAGGCGAAUCAACGGACGCUUUGCUGGGGUCGAAACGCAAUUUGUCCCUGUCACGGCGUUUCAAGCGUCAACCCUUGAAUAGACCAGCAUCUGUCUUCUGUCGGAAACUUGAAUCUCCACUGGCCGCUACGUCCAAAUGGACACGCAUGGUGCGAAUCGCGAUGUUUGCCGCGGAAUUGCCCGCGUAUCGAGUCGUCGCGGCGGCCCAGCCUCUCUCGACCACUCAUCCCUUGGUCCAUGCAAUUGUUGGCUUGCUCGGAGACCGAGUUUUGCAGAGGUCGACAGUCUUCAAGCUGCACCAUAGCGAGCUUCUUGGCCGGCGAUGCUGGUCGAACAACGGCUUGCAUGUGUACAAGUGUACUCAACUGGACCGGCCAAAUGUGUGUCGGAACAAUGGCGGCACCCGAGGCAACGCUGCGUCUCUUCCAGCGUUGCGCGGGCCAUGUCACGAUGGAAGCGCGGGCGAAGACAAUCUGAAAGGGUGACGUUGAUGAUCUAAUUGGACGAGACUAAGCUGAACGAAUCUAUCCGCGGGCGCUGCAUGUACGACUCGUACUCGCUCACGCAAUGCGAGAUGGAAAACUUGCGCUUGGACCGGUACACAACAACGUCGUCCUUGGGCGAGAGCGACGGAAGGUCGUGGGGUGGUGGCGGCGAUCGCGACGCUUCUAUCGCGGCACUGUCAUCGCUCGACACUGUGACGUGGGUUUGGUGGAAGAACCCGAGUAGGAGGCUCGCGGCGUCGUGAGUGUGGUCGCGCCGCGCAACAUCGGAUGCAGCAGGGACAUCAACAUUUGGAGACGGCACGGUUUUCUUGGACCGCUUGAGCUGCUUGUCGGGAGUCAUGCUCCGCUUCGUGCUCAUGCAGUACAUGGGCAUUUCUUCAAUCCGGUCCAGGAAGGCUUUCUCGAGCACUUCGAGUUCCUUGAGCGCGUCUUGAAUGCGUUGAUCGACGAGCGGGGACGGCGGCAUGGGGCGGAAGAUCUGUUUCCCGAUGCAUUCGUCGCCAGUAAACUUUUUCGUGAUGCGCAUGGGUUCGCAGUUGAGUUUUUCCGCGAGGUACAUGCGCAGCAUCGUUCCUUUCUCAAGGGGAAGCAGUCCUUCCUUGAAAUAGUACGCCAUUUGCUCGGCAAACUUGGAUUCUUCGUCGGUCCACUUGCCUUUGCGAAACCCUGGACGCGCCUUGCUGCGUGUGUCUUUCUCCUUGACGCGUGACAACCCGCCGCCCGCGGUUUUCUUGAGUCCGUAUCGUUGCUGCGACGGCGGGAGCAUCGAAUAGAGCGACCCGAUGUCGGGGUUGGUCGGCAGUGCCGUCGUGUGCUUUUUCGUCUUUAGCGCAAAGAGCGGUGUGCCGUCCUGUGCCUUCAUGAUGGGUACGGUCACUCGCAGGGCGGGCAGUGGGGCCGACGGCCGCGGCAGCGUCGCACUCGUCAUGUAACUCAUGGCGGCGUCGUCGUCG